AGUAAAACCGAACAUGACAUAACUAUGCACCAAGGAAAGUCUACUUUGCGCCAAGCUUUGCUAUUAUACUGUUUUGUCAAUUCCAUGUACUCUUACAACAAGCUAUUUACAAAAAUAAUUAAAUUAUGGCAUUAGAGGUCAUUAUAAAUUUUAAUCUUUUUGCUAAAUAUUGUCAAAAUCAUUACACUCUAGUAUCCAACAAUAAUUACUUGAUCUGAAUACUUUGGACGUUGGUUUCUUUCUAAAGUUAUAAAUUAUUUUCAAUAGUAACACCAAAGAAUAUUUUGAAUCUAAUUCAUCUAAAAAUUAGCAAGAAGUAUUCAAUCUAAUUCUACAUUUAUAUAUUCACACUAUUCAUAUUAAAUUUUUUUUUGAAAUGACACUAUUCAUAUUAUUAAAUACCAAACAUUUAGUCUAUUAACUAUUUAAAGCUAUCCAAACCCUGCCCCCAACUCAUAAAUCCAAAAAAAUAAGUCAAUAUCCUUACACAGUAAUUGAAUUUAGAUGAAAAGAGUGGUAUUUUCUAUUUAUGUUCAAACAAAAUUCCAUAAAUUUUGGAACAAGUAGAUAGAGUCAUAUAAUUAUGACACAUACAUGGGUAAUGAUCUAGCUAUAUUGUACUAAAAGUUGCAAAAUUCCUGUGCAUGCAUGCAUAUCUGCUUAAUAAUCUCCAAUCAAACAAAACAACCAUUCAAUUCAUUCCUUACCAUUCAUUGAACAAACCAUUUUCAUCUCCUCAAAUUAAGCUCCCAUCACAAAACUUCCCCAUCUCUCUCUUCCUUCCUUUCUCUCUCCUAGAGAGAAAGCCAUGGAAGAAGAUGACGAAAAAAUCACCACCACCAAUGCGAUUGUCUCCGUCAUCUUCUUUCUCUUUCUCUCCACCAUAAACGCGGCCAAUGCUCAAGACAAUGCAGCCAUAAUGAUGAAACUUGCUAGCUCCUUCAAACCUCCUCCUCCAACAUGGAUAAGUAACAACAAUCCAUGUAAAUGGCAAGGCAUAACAUGUGAUAAUUCAGGACAAGUUAUCUCAAUUAGCCUAGCAUCCAAGUCUAUCUAUGGAACGUUACCUUCAGAAUUAGCUCAACUAUCAAACCUACAAACUCUUUCUCUCCAAAAUAAUCACCUUACAGGCCCUAUUCCACCCUUAUCUAACCUAACCCAACUUAGAGAAGUUUUUCUUGAUGGGAAUUCUUUCUCUCAAGUUCCAUCUAAUUUUCUUCAAGGUCUUCCAAGUCUUCAAUCCUUUAGCAUUAAUGACAACCCUUUACAAAGUUGGUCUAUAACUUAUGGUUUGAUCGAGUCGUCCUCUCUUCAACAGUUUUUUGCCUCUAAUACAAGCUUAAUUGGGUCCAUUCCUGACAUUUUUGGGUCAUUACCUAGCUUAAAAAACCUAAAACUCUCAUACAAUAAUCUUACAGGUUUCUUACCUUCUUCUUUUGCUGGAUCAGGGAUUCAAAAUCUUUGGAUUAAUAACCAAAAACAAGGACUAACUGGAGUCCUUGAUGUAUUAGGUAACAUGCCUAAUUUAGUACAAGUUUGGGUUCAAGAAAAUGAUUUCGUUGGUCCGAUACCUGACCUUUCACAGUGUACUUCACUUUUCGAUAUCCAGCUAAGGGAUAACCAUUUAACUGGGGUUGUACCACCUUCAUUAACUAAUCUUCCUAAGUUACUGAAUAUCUCUAUGCAGAAUAAUAAACUUCAAGGGCCUAUACCAGUUUUUAAGGGAGAUGUACAAGUUAACCUAGGGUUUACUAAUUCCUUUUGUAGAAAUACACCUGGUCCUUGUGAUCCUCAAGUUACAGCCUUACUUGAUAUAGUAAGUGCCUUGGGUUACCCUAAUGAGUUAGCUGAUUCUUGGAAAGGAAAUAAUGCUUGCCAAAAUUGGGCUCAUAUAACUUGUGAUUCUAAUGGGAAGGUAUCAGUUAUAAAUUUCGCUAAGAAAAAUUGGGUUGGUACUGUUUCACCAUCCUUUGCUAGUCUUACAUCAUUAACUUCCAUCAUUCUGAAUAAUAAUGGGUUAGUUGGUAAAAUCCCAGAUGUUCUGACUAGCCUUAAUAUGCUACACAAGUUGGAUCUUUCUAACAAUAACUUAACAGGGAAAGUACCUAGUUUUGGCAAAUCUGUGGAGGUUAUAACUGAUGGGAACCCUUUUAUAGGCACAAAUGUUGAUACUACUGGCUCCUUAAGGUCUCCUCCUGGUUCAGGUGAUUCAUUGCAUUCACCUAAACCAAACCUUUCACCUUAUGAAAUCAUGGGGAUAGUUAUUGGUGUUUUAGUACUAUUCAUAGUUGCAGGAUUCCUCUUAUAUCCAUAUUUCAAGAAAUGGUUGUUUAAAAGAAUAUAUAGCUCAAAACCAACGCCUUUUGGCAAGCCAAUAAUAGGUCAUAAUUCUCAAGGAAGUCCAAUGGAUAAAAGUAAUAUGCUCAGUGAACAUAAUGUGUAUAGUUAUGGUAAUAACUUUCCCAUUGAAUUGCUUCGUGAAGUAACCGAUAAUUUUGAUGAUAAGAACAUUCUAGGCCGAGGUGGGUUUGGGAUUGUUUACAAGGGAGUUCUUCAAGAUGGGACCCAAAUUGCAGUUAAAAGGAUGGAAUCUAAUGUUGAAGGUACUAAAGGGAAGAGUGAGUUUGAGGCAGAGAUCGCGGUUCUUUCAAAGGUGAGACAUAGACAUUUAGUGGCACUUCUAGGAUAUUGUAUCAAUGAGAAUGAAAGGAUUGUGGUUUAUGAGUGUAUGUCCCAAGGAACAUUAGGACAACAUUUAUUUGAAUAUGAUGAAAUGGGAAGGUCUCCUCUUACAUGGAAGCAAAGAGUUGUGAUUGCUUUAGAUGUAGCUAGAGGGGUUGAAUAUCUUCAUAGCUUGGCACAGCAAAGUUUUAUACAUAGGGAUUUGAAACCUACAAAUGUACUUCUCGGAGAUGAUAUGAGAGCUAAAGUUUCAGACUUUGGAUUAGUGAAAAGGGCGUCUGAUCAAGGGAAGUAUUCAUUGGAAACUCGUUUAGCAGGAACGUUUGGCUACCUUGCACCUGAAUAUGCAGCCACCGGAAGAGUAACCACCAAAGUAGAUGUAUUUGCAUUCGGAAUAAUCCUAAUGGAAUUAAUAACCGGAAGAAAAGCACUAGACGAAAGCUUACCAGAAGAGCAAUCACAACUAGCAACCUGGUUUAGAAGAGUCCUAAUCAACAAAGACAGCAUAAGGAAAGCCAUAGACUCUAACCUCGAAGCAGAUGAUGAAGAAAUCUUUGAAAGUAUUUGCAAAGUGGCUGAGCUAGCAGGGCAUUGCACGGCUAGGGAGCCCCUCCAACGCCCUGACAUGGGUCAUGUUGUUAACUUACUUUUGCCUCUAGUAGAACAAUGGCGGCCCACUGAGCUAGAAAGCGGCAAUGGCAUUGAUAUAGAUAUGAGUCUUCCUCAUAUUCUUCAGAAAUGGCGUGCUGGUGAGACUGCAACUUCGAGUGGUUACAAUGACGAUAAUAGUAGAAAUUAUCAUUCUACUGCUCCUACAACUCCUACUAUGGGCCUAAGCUUUAAUAACAUUGAUGCUAGAUGAUGAGAACAUUAUAAUUCAUAUAAUGGAUGUAUAAUAGAAGUGGCAUUCCU
Molecule: messenger RNA, 3594 nt
Organism: Amaranthus tricolor (Joseph's coat)
Lineage: Eukaryota; Viridiplantae; Streptophyta; Magnoliopsida; Caryophyllales; Amaranthaceae
Product: receptor-like kinase TMK4
Exons: 2
Coding region: 809-3544 (911 amino acids)
Biological process (GO): protein phosphorylation
Molecular function (GO): ATP binding; protein binding; protein kinase activity
Source: RefSeq, a predicted model, not a curated record